UCCAGGAGAGCCCGGGGGGCUGUCCUGUGAGGAGAGAACCCAGCACGUCCACCACGGUCCAGCCUGUGUGGCUGCUUUCCUGGACUGCUGCCAUCUGUCUGAGACCCUGAGGCGGGAGGCCCGAGAGAAUCAGCUGCUUCUGGGAACAAGUGAGUGGGCCGUGGCAGGAGAUGCAGGGUGGGAGUUUCGUGGGGGAUAUAGAGUGACACAGGACAGGCUAAGGGGUGAUAUGGGCUAUGGGGGAUUGGAGAAGAGGACUCCACUACGAUUCUGGUGGAACACGGAAGGAACAUGAAGGAGACUCCGCCUCACACCUGCUCCCUGCAGCAGAUGAAGAGGAGGACUUGGAUGGUCUCUUUGAGGAUGACAUGCGUGUACGGACCCUGUUCCCCGAGAGCUGGCUCUGGAGGAAGUUCACUCUGCCAAAGAGUGACUUGGGCAUCUCCCACUACCCCAUCUCCGUGAACAUGCUGGAUUCCAUCACCACAUGGCAGUUUGUGGCGGUCAGCCUCAAGGCUGGUCAAGGUCCCUGUGUCUCAGACCCCUCUGAGCUGACAGUUAUGAAAUCCUUCUUUGUGGACCUUAAGUUGCCCCACUCGGUGAUCAGGAACGAACAGGUGCAGAUCCAAGCCGUGUUGCACAAUUUCAGGAAUCGUCAGGCCAAGGUGAAGCUGGAAUUUCCCCACAAAGAGCCGCUGUGCAGCGUGUCAAAGCCAGGAGCACCAUCCUGCCAGGCAGGAGGUCAGAUUCAGCAAAUGUCCCGUAGCAUCCUCCUGAACCCCUAAGGUCGGAUCCAGACAGAACUGGUGCCAAGACAGGAGUUCUUGAACAUGGUACCCGACAUGCAGGCAGAAGUGUUUAUCAGCGUUCAAGGGUACACCCAGCUGCUGACCCACCGGAGUUCAGACGGCACCUACCACACCUCCAAGGGGAACCCAGGAAGCACCUGGCUUACAAACUGUGUGUUUCGCGUCUUUGCCCCGGCCUACCCUACGAUGAUGACCAGUGUGCUUGACCUGCCCUCUCUCUGUGCCAUGGCCAACUGGAUCAUCAUCAACAGGCAGGCGGAGGACGGGCACCUCCUGGAGAAGGGACCUGUGGUCAUGACAUCCAUGCAGGGUGGCUACCAAGGCUCCGAGGUGAACAUAUCCCUCACAGCUCUUGUCUUGAUAGCCCUGGAUGAGGGAAAGGAGUUGUGCAGCCAGGAGAUACCGAAUUUGAUGACCAGCAUCGAGCAAGCCCCUGGAUUCCUGGAGAGAAAACUCCCCGACAACAUUUGCCAGACAACAUUUGCCAUAGCCACAGUAUCCUACGCACUGGCGCUUGCCAACAGCCCCCGGGCCAACGACCACCUGGACAGCUUUGCCAGCCAUGGUGGGUGUGCCCUUCUUAGUCAACCUCAGUCGUGGAGUGAGGAGGGGGUGAUCUUAAACCCAGCAAGGUGUCACUCAUCACUUAAUGUUUCCUGA
Cebus imitator (Panamanian white-faced capuchin) is the source of this 1469-nucleotide messenger RNA. RefSeq names its product putative protein C3P1. The record is from RefSeq and is a predicted model, not a curated record. Gene Ontology annotation, molecular function: endopeptidase inhibitor activity. NCBI's taxonomy places the organism in Eukaryota, Metazoa, Chordata, Mammalia, Primates, Cebidae.